Messenger RNA from Drosophila mauritiana, 604 nucleotides. RefSeq names its product ninjurin-1. Gene Ontology annotation, biological process: cell adhesion; tissue regeneration. The record is from RefSeq and is a predicted model, not a curated record. Gene Ontology annotation, cellular component: membrane. Bases 3 to 539 code for a protein of 178 amino acids. NCBI's taxonomy places the organism in Eukaryota, Metazoa, Arthropoda, Insecta, Diptera, Drosophilidae. The transcript has 3 exons.
CAAUGGGCAGCGUCGAGGUGAAAUUAUUUUUGGAGGAUUCCCCCAGCUCUGGGGAAAGUUUCGCCACUACAACCAGUGGACCAUGUUGCGGUUCUGGCAGGGACUUGGAUAUUCAGGUGGAUGAAAGGGAGAACGAGGACGAUCAGUUCCAAUCGAGAGCCACCAGUGAAUUGCAAGAAUCCAAGAAAACUAACAAGAAAUGUUCCAGCGAUCUUUCGACGGAGAAUACCUAUGCUGCCAAAAAAAAUGUAGCUGAAGGUCUAAUGGAUAUAGCUUUGCUUUCGGCGAAUGCGAAUCAGUUGCGAUUCCUGAUUACCUAUAACGACAAGGCUUCCAUGUACAUAUUCAGCAUGAUUAUGGUGAUACUUUCCCUCGUGCUGCAGCUUUUAGUUGGUAUAAUGCUGAUCUUUAAACGACGUCUCAAGCGAUUUAGGAACCGAAGUUGCGAAAGAACCAACGAUCUGCUGGUAAUGGGAGUUUUCAUGAUCACAGUGAUCAACAUUAUGCUGGCUGCAUUUACCACAACGGAUCAUGAGUGAAUUAACAAUACUAUACUACACUAUAUGUUUUAUAUAUAUUUUAUAUGUGUAUAUAUUUUAAUUGU